AUGGACUUCUUGCCAUUGCCGCAGGACCCAACUUUCCCGACACCAGAGACUCCGUAUCUUUCAUCAGAAGAUUGGGAUUUCGGCCCCUUUUGCACGUUCCUAGACAGGAAAUGGCAAGCGUUGGGCCUAGCUGAGGCGCCUCUGCUACCCACGAACCACGCGCUAAUGACGCUACCUUUGCAGCGCGUUUUUGACACAAUACCCGCUGCAAGACUGCAGUCGUUUGUACAGACAUGGCUGUACUUUGGUCUGGUGGCUGAGUUUCUGGGCCUGAAUGAGCUUGAAGAUGGACAGCGUCUUGUUGACCUUGACCAGGCUCGGCAUGAAAUGUCUGUGCUGUAUCGUGAAUGCUCAAAAGACAGUGACCACGGAAAGCUUUUGACCAGUGUUUUUAUUCUCGAGAAUGCCGACAUCUUUGCCGAGAGGAGAGGAUUAGCAGGAGAGCUUGCGCCGCGCUUCCACUACUUGCAUCAAUGUCUUUUUCGAACCAUGCUUAUAGUCAACAAUAGUUCCAACCAGCUCGAGUACUCUGUCCGCUACUCCAUCGCUGGGCUGGGUGAGCUGUUCAUGACGAGUCAAUAUGCAGCGAGUUUUCUAGCGACACCGCGCAUCACGCUCCCAAGCGCUGCGUUCAACUGGUUCAGGGACUAUCUAAAGUCGGGUAAUGACGUGGAGAAGCAAAUGCUGAGCUUUGGCUGGUGUCCGAGCGGAAUUGAGAAGUUGCGCAAUCUUUUUCAAGGUGUCGCAUCUCUUCACUUCGUCACGAGGCUGCGGCCGCGUACGAGACCGAGCGAUCAUACCAAUUGCACCAACUAUGCGUGUCGGGCCUUUCAGAUUGACAUCUCACAGUACAAACCCCGCCACGUUGUUGAUGGCUGUCAAUGCGACGACGUGCAUGUGGGCGAGGCCGAAGUGACUCGGAUACUCAAAAACUCUGAUUCUUACCCAAUGCUGAAGAUUGAGCCUGGCGCGACUGAGGCAGAGCCCGCGCGCAUCACGCUUGAGACGUAUGAAGCGGACAUGAACUAUGUCGCAUUAUCCCACGUCUGGGCAGAUGGCCUGGGAAAUCCACACAGCAACACACUACCCAACUGCCAGAUUGUCAGGACUGCCAACUAUGUCGCGAACCUCAAUCAAGCUUACAACAACAGUAACAACCCACGGUCCGAAUACCGCGUCUGGGUCGACACAAUUUGCUGUCCUGUUGAGCUCGAGGGAAAGGCCGUGGCCCUUGAGCGAAUUGCAGAUGUCUACAGAAACGCAGCACAUGUUCUCCUUCUCGAUUCAUCGCUGACAUGCCUUAAUACCGAGACGUGCAGUCUCGCAGAAAGGUUACUAAGGACCUUUAGCUGUUCUGCCUGGAUGCGGCGUCUCUGGACCCUCCAAGAAGCUGUACUCCCCAAGAACCUCUGCGUUCAGUUUCAAGACAAGGCAGUCUCGGUUUCAGCCCUGAUGCAGGACUUGUACCUGCAAGGUAUGAAGGACAUGCGAUUCCUCCGAAUCUGGCAUGACCUCCUGAACGAAGUCAAUGUUAUUCGAAACUUUGAAGAUACCAGCCGCAGCUUAGAGCAUGUCUACUAUAAGCCGCAGCUAAUCACGCUGCAAAGAUCGAUUCAUUUCCGAACAGUAUCGGUUCCAUCUGAUGAGCCUCUAUGUAUAGCUGUUCUGAUGGGCUUGCAGAUUGAUGGGUUGACAUUCAUGAAGGACGGCGAACAACGCAUGGCUGCCGUCUGGGCUGCAUUAGCCGAGACUCUUGGUGGACUCUCUACGUCGCUGGUAUUUCAUCUUGAAGAGACCUUGUCCAUGAAGGGCUGGCGAUGGGCGCCAAAGAGCCUUCUCGGAAGCUUGGGAGAGGAUUCCACCCUGGGAAUGGAUGAGCGAUCGCUUCGCUUCGGCGUUCCAUUGCCCGUUACUACCCUAUCAUUGGGCAUGCCAACGCCAAAGGGGCUUCGCAUGAGGGCUCAUGGCGGCUUUAUGACGGUUACUCCAUUACGUGAAAACUUUGACUUGCACCCGUGGAAAGGGGUCACGAAAAGAGUGAUUGAAAAUCAUGUGCUCAUCCAUCGCGAAUUGACUGGAGAAUGGUAUCGCAUUGCAGACUGGCAUCGCAGUCGAAAGCUGGGAUCAUGGUCUGAUGAAGAAGAAAAGGCGUACAGUGAAAAGCACCCGUCCCCGUUGUUUGACUGCAUCCGAUCCAAUACCGCUGCCCUCAUCUUCCAGGACUUUGAAACACAGGCCGAGGCCAUGGUUGCCAUUCUGGGCAAGGUGCACGAGUGUCUGGAUGACGACGAGGAGCAAAAAGCGAUGCUUUUCGAGCGCGAGCGCACCGUCAUGUGCUGGCGCUUGGGGACAAAGGAAGUAGCUCUGCUGAACAAGGUGAUUGCCAUUUCCAACAGGCUUGCGGACGACCAAGUCACUGCAAGUUUGGUAGCGUGUGGCAAUGAGGCCAGUCCGCAGCGAGACGAGUGCCUGGCAAAAGUCAAAAAGUGGUUGGAGACGACGGUGGACCGGGAAUGGAAAGAAGAUGCUGAAUUUGCGCAACUUGUGGAGGAUACCAUGGGACAAGACAUGGAAGGGUCGGUUUGGCCGCUCAUCUUGGUCGACUAUUCCAAUCUCGUUUCCAUGAAGGAUUCUGCAGAGGACCAGCUCUGGUUUGUUGACUAG
Molecule: messenger RNA, 2664 nt
Organism: Beauveria bassiana ARSEF 2860
Lineage: Eukaryota; Fungi; Ascomycota; Sordariomycetes; Hypocreales; Cordycipitaceae
Product: HET domain protein
Exons: 3
Coding region: 1-2664 (887 amino acids)
Source: RefSeq, a predicted model, not a curated record